AUGAAACCCUCUCUCGCCCGCGGGGCGAUACUCUUUGCCCUAUCGGGUGCCAGCAUUGUCCUCGGCCAAGACUUUUCGAGCUCUAGCAGCGUUGAUCAGAUACCUCAGACAAUCACAGAUUCCGUGCCAGAGGUGUCAACGUCUUUGCUUGAUGUAUCCGUCACCGAACCUCUGGAGGGCGAACCGGGCGAGACAGAACCAGCAGAUCCGGAAAUGACUGCCAGUGAGCUGACCGACUCCUCAAGCAAAGUAGAAAUAGACACCGAAACCAUGGAAACAACUCUGGCCACUUCUUCUGAAAUUAGCCCAAUCGAAUCGUCGGCAACGUCUACUGAAGCUGCCGAAACUCCCUCGUCUACCGAUGAGAUCGGAGAUGAAAAUGAGAUUACGCUCGUAACAGAUCCCUCGCUUCUCAAAAACUCCACAGAACAAUUUGUUCCUGUUGAAAUCACGCCGGAGAACUAUUUAGCGGAAGAAGCCGUUAACAAGCCUAUCACGGAACUUUCCGAAGAAGACGCCAAAGAGAUUGCUAUUCUCGAGGGGUCCCUUUUCAACGACUUUGUGGAGAGCGCGCCAGCGCCGGUUGACGAUGGCAUGCUUUCUAUUCCAUUGAACACAUCCGAGUGCGAUGUCAACCUAGAAAAGAGGAUCUGGCCGUUUAAGGACUACAAAGACGUACGACAGUGCAUCCCUAUCCGGUCGCUCGAGUUUGACGUGCAUUAUAACUUUAUCCUCCCAACCACAUACGGCUCAGUGCCUCCGGAUCUCUGGAGAAGGGUUGGCGUGAACCAUGGCGUCUUGAUGGACGUUUUUGGACCACUUGGUAUCACCCUUACCAUCCGAACUGCGCAGAACUGGUGGCCUCCAACCAAUGGCUCCAACAGCAACUGGACCACCGUCAAGCAGGACGAGGAGCGGCUACGCCGCUGGCAGCGCCAAAGCCACAAAGGUGGUAAGAUGGCUUUGAAUAUCUGGAUGGUUCCUGGCCUGGCCGACUUCGAAGUCAAUGGCGUCAGUAUGAGUCUUUUCGGGUAUGCCACAUUCCCCAGAGACAUCGCGCAGAAGGGGAAGACCGACGGUAUUGUUUUGAGAGAAGACUUGAUGGACAAUUUUGUGCAAGGCACGCGACGAGGUAGCACGCUCAUUCACGAAGUUGGCCACUGGCUGGGUAUCUACCACACCUUUGGCAGGGUCGUAUCCGACGCGGCUGAAGAUUGCAAGUAUGAUGAUGGCCUACUCAAAUCUACUCACACGCGCGGUCACGAAGAUAGCGUGUUUGAGUGCGUUCAGAUCCCGUGCGCCUCAGAGAAAAGAUUCAGCAUCUAUAACUGGAUGAGUUAUUCCGAUUGUCCCGGCGGCCCUGGUGCCACUCGUGGAUUUACAACGGAUCAAAAGGCCGCGAUGUUUGCACGAAGCAUAUACUGGCGGCGUGGCAUUAGAAAUGCCGAGUGCAACCCCUCUGACCCCGGCGGAAGUGUCAGCAAACGUUCCACAAUGCAGGAUCUCGUUGAUGGAAAGUGUCCUGAUGUGGAUCAAGCAGUCGAGGAAAUCCAGAACUACGACCAGGAGGUCACGGACGAGUCCCUGGCUGAUCCUGAGAUGGGAGAUGAAGAUAGUAAUGAUGGCGCCAGGGCUGAUGAUGAAGAUGACACUGCGGCUCACAUACGACUGAUGUCUUCACUUGGUUUAGGGAUCACGGUCACCGCUGCUCUUUUCAUGCUCAUGUAA
Molecule: messenger RNA, 1728 nt
Organism: Emericellopsis cladophorae
Lineage: Eukaryota; Fungi; Ascomycota; Sordariomycetes; Hypocreales; Bionectriaceae
Exons: 4
Coding region: 1-1728 (575 amino acids)
Molecular function (GO): metallopeptidase activity
Source: RefSeq, a predicted model, not a curated record